CAUAGGAACAACAUGAGAACAUAACCUACUGAUAACGCAUAACCUCAAUACAUAUAAAUAAUUCAUCAUUACGCAUCUAAAUAGGUUGAAAGAUUAUUAUGCAAUCUAAAUCAAACGCCUGCAGUGAUGCGGGCGUGGAAGUGAUCCUUCCGAUCGCGAGUGGGGCCCCAAGUUGUCCCCACGGCCCCACUUUGUUGUUUUCAAAGUUUUGCGGUAACGAGAAGCGGAAUUUUUUUGCGUGUUCCGCGUGCAGGGAUAGAAAGCUGUGCGGCUUCUUCCUUUGGCAGGACGAGAAGGAAAAGGUGUCUGCGAGUAGGCAAAAGUUGUGGAACGAAAGCAAUCUCAAGUUUUUAAAAAAUAUCAGGCGUCGAAAGUCAAUUACGACAUUAAGUAAGGUAAAGCGCGUGCCGUGCGAUAAGCGAAUCUACUGCCAGACGUGUUCAAGGUUUUUAUUAAAAUAUGUACACGAGAGGCAUGAAAACCAUUCUGUUUUAACGAACAUCACAGACCAUCAACUGAACCAUCCGUCGGAGAUUCUGGUACCCCUAAAUAAUCCAAAACAGGAAGCGCAAUACUUGUUUUCCAAAAAAUCGGUUGCAGUGUUGGUAGACAUUUUAAAACAACUGAAAUUCGAGUAUGUCAUAUGCAUAGGCACGCCGAGAAUACAUGAACGUAUUGGGUCGGAACCCUCGCUCAUGAAAAGCAUCCUGUUGGAUUUUGAUAGCAGGUUCCACAAUUUUUUCGGUCCGUCGCAAUUUUGUUGGUAUAACUUUUUCAACCACCAUUUCUUUUUCAAAAAUAGUAAAUCCGUGUUUGGGGAAUUCCUGAGAUCGACAGGAGGCAACAAGACAGUGUUAAUUACGGAUCCACCGUUUGGAGGUAGGGUGGAACCUCUCGCGUUCACAGUUAAAAAAAUCAAUCGCCAAUACAAAAAACUGACAGGCGCCACCAGUGACUUACCCGUUUUUUGGGUAUUUCCGUAUUUUAUGGAACCCCAGAUAAUUAAUUCGUUGCCAAAUUACCGAAUGUUAGACUACAAAGUUGAGUAUGACAACCACCCGCUGUUUCAAAACGGCCCCAAGGGCAGGAAGCAGGGUUCCCCAGUUAGGAUUUUUACGAACCUGGACCCAAGCAUUAUCAAAUUGCCUAGCGACGAUUACAGGUACUGCAAAAUUUGCAAAAAGUGGGUGGCCAAAGAAAACAAACACUGUCAGGACUGUGGGUCUUGCACUUCGCGAAACGGUGAAACGUACGUCCACUGCGAUUUAUGCGGGAGGUGCGUGAAACCCAAGUGGAAACAUUGUCGAGAAUGCAACAGAUGCGCACAGAUAAUACACAACUGUCAACAAAUUCCAUUUACCAAGGCCUGUUUUAAUUGCAACCAGUUGGGUCACAAGAGAAGUGCCUGCCCAAAUUUGGAAGUGGCUCCCAGUAAAAGAAAAAAACCUACUUAUAAAGCGACCAAGAAAAUAAAGUUAUCCUGAUGAACAUUUCUAAGGCCUUUUAUUUUCAAUUCCUUAUAACUAGCCCCAGAUAUUGAUUUUCAAAAAACACAUCCCUGAUGCUUGAAUUUUCUGUUACAUAUAUGCGUCGGAACUCACGAAAACUAUUAGUGGGG
Molecule: messenger RNA, 1618 nt
Organism: Cylas formicarius (sweet potato weevil)
Lineage: Eukaryota; Metazoa; Arthropoda; Insecta; Coleoptera; Brentidae
Product: rRNA N6-adenosine-methyltransferase ZCCHC4
Exons: 4
Coding region: 99-1484 (461 amino acids)
Biological process (GO): rRNA methylation
Cellular component (GO): cytoplasm; nucleolus
Molecular function (GO): nucleic acid binding; zinc ion binding; rRNA (adenine-N6-)-methyltransferase activity
Source: RefSeq, a predicted model, not a curated record